Theobroma cacao (cacao) is the source of this 1373-nucleotide messenger RNA. RefSeq names its product 5'-nucleotidase / magnesium ion binding protein. Gene Ontology annotation, cellular component: cytoplasm. Gene Ontology annotation, molecular function: magnesium ion binding; 5'-nucleotidase activity. NCBI's taxonomy places the organism in Eukaryota, Viridiplantae, Streptophyta, Magnoliopsida, Malvales, Malvaceae. The record is from RefSeq and is a predicted model, not a curated record.
AAAAUGCUGAGCUCACAGUCUCUCAAGUCUCAAAUGAGCUACCGGCUCCGAAGCAGCAGCAGCAGCAUUAUCGACAUUGAGUGCAGUGCCCUCUCCAAACUCGGUUUCUUCCGUAAUUCAAGGCAACUCCUCUCCCCAUUUCUUUUUCUCCCUUCAUUCUUCUCACCCCUCAUUCUGUUCUUCCUCUUCGCCAUCGUCUUUCGUAGGGUUUGGUGUUGCAGUCAAAAUACCAAGACCAAAAUGGACAAGGAGGAGGAUCAUCAUCUCGCGAAAUUCACUGUCAUUAACGAUCCUCUAUCACUCAACCACAAGAUUGCCGCCAUUCGCAAUGCCGGCCCUUCUAAACUCCAGGUGAUUGCAGAUUUUGACGCGACAUUGACGAGGUACUGGAUCAAUGGGCAGCGUGGCCAAAGCAGUCAUGGCCUUUUGCAGCAAGGAAACCCUGAGUUUGAUGCCAAGAGACAAGCAUUACUUCAAUACUAUCAUCCAUUAGAAUUCUCUCCAACAAUCCCACUUGAAGAGAAAACCAAGCUCAUGGAAGAGUGGUGGGGAAAAACACAUGGUCUUCUCAUUGAAGGAGGCCUUACAUAUGAUGCAAUAAAGAACUCUGUUGCUAAUGCGAAUAUUGCCUUUAGAGAUGGUGUAGUUGAACUCUUUGAGUUUUUAGAGGAGAGAGAUGUCCCAGUCCUCAUAUUUUCAGCAGGGCUUGCAGAUAUUAUUGAGGAGGUCCUGAGGCAGAAAGUUCACAGAUCUUUUAUGAACAUUAAGAUUGUCUCAAACCGGAUGCUGUUUGAUGACUCUGGUCACCUUGUGUCUUUCAAAGGGAAAUUGAUUCACAGCCUGAAUAAAAAUGAGCAUGCUCUUGAUAUGGCUGCACCUCUUCAUGAUCAAUUGGGUGAUAAUGAUGGACCAGUUACUGACAAUGCCUCAGUGAAGCAGAGGACUAAUGUGCUACUUCUAGGUGAUCAUAUUGGUGACUUGGGAAUGUCUGAUGGCUUGAAUUAUGAGAAUCGAAUAUCUGUGGGGUUUCUGAAUGACAACAUUGAGAAGAAUCUUGAGAGCUACCGCAAUUCCUUUGACAUUGUUUACUUGAAUGACACACCAAUGUGGGGCGUGGUGAAGCUUGCAACUGAGCUGUGUUCUGUUGAGUGUUGAUUGAUUGGCAUUGGAUGUGCUAUUAUUUGGCUCAUCUCUUGAUUGAAGAUUUGGAUGUAUCCAAAAUUGAGUCCUAUAAAGACUUUGACAUGUCAACUUCAUUAUUCUCAAGCUUAGCCCUAGCUCAAGACAUCUACUAGAACAAUUUGAUUAACUUUUUGGUGAUCACUACUUUCCUAUAACAUAUUCAUUUACUCCAUGGAAGAGUAUUUCAAGCA